AUUAUAUAACGCAGCUACGGGAGAUGCUCAUGACAAAUACACGUACCCAGCAAUAGUUAUACGCAACCACGCGGAGAGCUCCAAUCCACCAGCACGUCGGCGCACCGCUCCCUGCCUCCCCGCCGCGCGCAUACCCUUCGGCGAGCUUUAAGUCCAAGCUGCGUGCAGUGAGAGGGGCGGCGAGACGAGCGGCGGUGGUCGAGGAUGAGCAGGAACGGCGGCAAGGUGUCGAAGCUGGAGAGCCUGCGGCUGAGCCUGUCGCGGGCGCGGGGCGGCGGCGGCGGGCAGUCGUCGACGUCGACCACGGCAAGGCCGGUCGGCGGCGGGGGCGUGGACGGUGCCGUCAGCACGUCCCCGCGGCGGCUGUCGUCCUCGUCGUCGUCCACCGCGUCGCCGCCGAGCUCGUGCGUGUCUUCGGAGGGAAGCCCGGACGCGGCGGCCGGGGCGCCCAUGGUCCUGGCGGGCUGCCCGCGGUGCAUGAUGUACGUGAUGCUGUCCCGGGAGGACCCGCGGUGCCCCCGCUGCCACAGCGCCGUGCUGCUCGACUUCAACGACGACCAGCAGCAGCGCCGCCCGCGCCAGCGCCGGUGAAACCGCCGCCGACCUCAGCUCGUUCCUUCAUGUCGUCUCCUAGCUUCGCCAUUCCUGAUCGAGUUAAUUUUAUUGACUUCUCGGAGAGAAUUAAUUAAACAGAGAAUCGUUGGCUCGCGAGCCGAUCAAAAGAAAUUAUUUCAUAGACCUGUUCUUCCAUGCCGCGUGCACCGUCGGUCGAUGGAGUUGGGUCUAGGUAAUAAUUUCGUGUGGUUAGCGCGUCUUUUGCAAUUUUAGUAAGUACCCCCUCCGUUUUUAUUUAGUCCGCAUAUUAACUUUGAUCAAAGUCAAGUUUUGUAAAUUUUGACUAAGUUUAUAAACAAAAAUAUUAAUAUAUACAAUAACAAAUCAAUACUAUUAGAUUCAUUGUUAAAUGUACUAACACAUUAUAUAGAUUUGUUAUGGUAAAUGCUUAUAAUUUUUUCUGUAAAGUUGGUCAAACUUUAUGAAGUUUGAUUUCAGUCAAACCUAAUAUGCAGACUAAAUAAAAACGGAGGGAGUAUCUGGUGGUCUGCUGAGAAUUACUGCGCGACAGUGCAAAGAUUUAAGUAAUCCUUCUCUGUCAUGAACAUUUGAAUGGAAGUAAUGCUCCUGUCCCUUGUCCUGUCAUAUCGGCAUAAAUAUGCUGGAACAAUGUACUAGGGUGAUUGGCCAAAUGUAUAGAUGAACAUUGUGCAUUGA
Triticum urartu is the source of this 1272-nucleotide messenger RNA. RefSeq lists its product as uncharacterized. The record is from RefSeq and is a predicted model, not a curated record. Lineage: Eukaryota; Viridiplantae; Streptophyta; Magnoliopsida; Poales; Poaceae.